Molecule: messenger RNA, 618 nt
Organism: Enterospora canceri
Lineage: Eukaryota; Fungi; Microsporidia; Enterocytozoonidae
Source: the annotation of a GenBank genome assembly
AUGGAUGCGGAGUCUAUUCUUGGUAGAAUAGAGCAUAAACACAGAUUAUUUAAUUCAAAGAGUUUGCGAUUCGAUAGACACGGUCUCAGUGAAUCAGAAGAGAAAAAAUUCAACAAAAAAAUAAGGAAAUUCUUGAAUGAAAUGCACAAAAAGAUGGAAGACGAGGACAUAGAUUACGUAUUGGAGUAUUUGGUGCGUAUAUAUAGCAUAGAUACGUUUAAUACUGAAGAGUUACUACUUCUUCUGCUACCAUAUGAGAGAUAUGCUGAUCAAAUUGGAAUUCUUACACAUAAUCAGAAUGUUGAAAUCAAAGAAUACAACUGGAAUCAAAUUACAAGAUAUUUUACACAAAGCAACAGGCAUUUUGAUACAUUUGUUGCAUACUUCGAUCACUACAAUGAAAUCAGCAGUUUCUUGAAUAGUUUGCUUCUUAAGAUAGCAACCACUAUAAAGCACACUAAAACAGACUAUUUGGAUGAGUUUCUGACCAUCUUUAAGAAACUGCACCAAAACAACCAAAAUGAUCUAAUUUGGGAAAUAUAUGAUGAGAUGCAAGGAUAUUUCAACAGUGAUGAAUUCAAAACCGUGUUAAGUGAGUUGAUGAAUAAAUCACUUUAA